UUUUUGUCUGUUACCUUAUAAUGGUGGACUGCGCACAAUAUAUUAUUUCUUCAACUUAUUAACAAAUUUGUUCGAACCUUUUUACCAAUUCAUUGGAAUCGUUUUAUAUUAACAUGGAUAUACACGCAGGAGAGAAGCCAUACAAGUGUAAGGUCUGUGGGUCCGAUUUGUUCCGGAAAUCUCAUUUAAAGCGUCAUAUGAAAAUACAUACAGAAGAGAAACCAUACAAGUGUGAGAUAUGUUCGGCUAAUUUUGCUCUUAAAACUGAUUUAAAACGACACACGAGAAUACAUACAGGAGAGAAGCCGUACAUGUGUGAGACAUGUGAUGCUGCUUUCUCUCAGAAAGGUGAUUUACAGAAACAUAUAAAAAUGCACAUAAGAGAGAAGCCACACAACUGUGAGAUAUGUGAUACUGCUUUCUCUCAGAAAAGUCCUUUACAAACACAUAUAAGAAUACACACAGGAGAGAAGCCAUACAAGUGUGAGAUAUGUUAUGCUGCUUUCUCUCAGAAACAUCAUUUGCAAUCACAUAUUAGAAUACACACAGGCGAGAAGCCAUACAAGUGUGAGAUAUGUGAUGCUGCUUUCUCUCAGAAAAGUCCUUUACAAACACAUAUAAGAAUACACACAGGAGAGAAGCCAUACAAGUGUGAGAUAUGUUAUGCUGCUUUUUCUCAGAAAGGUCAUUUACAAAAGCAUAUUAGAAUACACACGGGAGAGAAGCCAUACACUUGUGAGAUAUGUGAUGCUGAUUUCUCUCAGAAAGUUGAUUUACAGAAACAUGUAAGAAUGCACACAGGAGAAAAGCCAUACAAGUGUGGCAUAUGUGAUACUGCUUUUUCUCAGAAAUGCUAUUUACAUAAACAUAAAAUAAUACACACAGGAGUGAAGCCGUAUAAGUGUGAGACGUGUGAUGCAAAUUUCUCUCGGAAAAGUAAUUUACAGACACAUAUACGAAACCACACGGAAGAGCAGCAAUACAAGUGUGAGAUAUGCGAUGCUGGUUUCUCUCGGAAAGGUGAUUUACAGAGACAUUUAAGAGUACACACAGGAGAGAAGCCAUUCAAGUGUGGGAUAUGUGAUGCUGCUUUCUCUCACAAACAUCAUUUAGAAUCACAUAUUAGAAUACACACAGGGGAGAAGCCAUACAAGUGUGAGAUAUGUGAUGCUGCUUUCUCUCAAAAAAGUCCUUUACAAACACAUAUAAGAAUACACACAGGAGAGAAGCCAUACAAGUGUGAGAUAUGUGAUGCUGCUUUCUCUCAGAAAGGUCAUUUACAGAAACAUGUAAGAAUACACACGGGAGAGAAGCCAUACAAGUGUAAGGUAUGUGAUGCUGCUUUCUCUCAGAAAGGUUCAUUACAGAGGCAUAUAAUAAUACACACAGGAGUGAAGCCGUACAAGUGACUGUGUGAUACAUGUGAUGCUGAAUUUUUUCUAGAAAUGUAGUUUACAGACACAUAUAUGAAAACACUCAUAAGAAAAGCCGGAGCUCUUUGAGUCAUGUGGGGCUGAUUUCUUUAAAAAAGUGAUUUGAAAACACGUAAAAGAAUACAUCCAGAAAAGAAACUAUAAAAGUAUGAGAUAUGUGAUGUUGAAUACUCUCAGAUAAACUGUUCACAGAAACAUAAUAGAAUACCCACAGGAGAGAUGCCAUACAAGUGUGAGAUAUGUGAUUCUGAUUUCUCGCUGAAACGUGAUUUACAAAGGCAUAUGAGAAUAAACUCAGGAAAGAAGCCAUUCAAAUGUAAAGCAGAUGGUGUUACCUAUUUAAAACAAUUUGAAAACUGAUUUUAAAGGGAUUCACUUAGAACGAGAAGCGAUGUAUAUGUGGUUCUGCUUAAACUUUAGGAAUUUUACCAUUUCGUUAUACGGUGAACUUUCAGAACAUCUGAGAUGCCCUUUGAUGUCGUUGGUGUCCUUUAAGAAUAUCUAAGAUGCUCUUAGAUGUCGUUGGUGGACGUUUAGAAUGUCUAGGAUGCACUUAGAUGUCGUUAGUGGACUUUUAGAAUAUCUAAGAUGUUCUUAGAUGACGUUGGUGUACUUUAAGGAUAUCUAGGAUGCUCUUAGAUGUCGUUGGUGUACUUUAAGAAUAUCUAAGAUGCUCUUAGAUGUCGUUGGUGUACUUUAAGAAUAUCUAAGAUGCUCUUAGAUGUCGUUGGUGGACUUUUAGAAUAUCUAAGAUGCUAUUAGAUGACGUUGGUGGACUUUAAGAAUAUCUAGGAUGCUCUUAGAUGUCGUUGGUGGACCUUUAGAAUAUCUAGGAUGCACUUAGAUGUCGUUGGUGGACUUUUAGAAUAUCUAAGAUGCUCUUAGAUGUCGUUGGUGCACUUUUAGAAUAUCUAGGAUGCACUUAGAUGUCGUUAGUGGACUUUUAGAAUAUCGAAGAUGCUCUUAGAUGUCGUUAGUGGACUUUAAGAAUAUAUACGAUGCUCUUAGAUGUCGUUGGUGGACUUAAAGAAUAUCUAAGAUGAUCUUAGAUAUCGUUGGUGGACUUUCAGAGUAUCUAAGAUGCUCUUAGAUAUCGUUGGUGGACUUUUAGAAUAUCAAGGAUGCUCUUAGAUGUCGUUGGUGUACUUUAAGAAUAUCUAGGAUGCUCUUAGAUGUCGUUGAUGUACUUUUAGAAUAUCAAGGGUGCUCUUAGAUGUCGUUGGUGUACUUUAAGAAUAUCUAGGAUGCUCUUAGAUGUCGUUGGUGUACUUUUAGAAUAUCAAGGAUGCUCUUAGAUGUCGUUGGUGUACUUUAAGAAUAUCUAGGAUGCUCUUAGAUGUCGUUGGUGUACUUUUAGAAUAUCAAGGAUGCUCUUAGAUGUCGUUGGUGGACUUUUAGAAUAUCUAGGAUGCUCUUAGAUGUCGUUGGUGGACUUUUAGAAUAUCUAGGAUGCACUUAGAUGUCGUUGAUGUACUUUUAGAAUAUCUAAGAUGCACUUAGAUGUCGUUGGUGUACUUUAAGAACGUAUUGGCCGAAUGUAUCCACGACUUUUGUGUUCAAUUCUAUUUUAGUUUGUGUUUAAUAACAUACAAUGUUAAUUAUAUAUGUGUACGCCUUUGUUUUUAAUACAUCGAACUAUUUAUAAUAAUAAUAAUGAUAAUAAUAAUAAUAAUAAUAACAAUAAUUUAUAAUACCCCCACAAACGAAGUUUGAGGGGGUAUUUAGGAGUGAGCUUGUCGGUCGGUCGGUCGGUCGGUCGGUUUUCAUAGUUUCCGGACGAUGACUCAUGAAAGGCUAGACAGAUUUGAAAAUUUUUGGUACACAGGUGUAACAUCAGAAGAUACAGGUCAAGUUCGAUAUUGGGGCAGGUGGGGCCAAGGUCAAGGUCACUGUUACUUAAAAAAGAAAAACGGUUUCCGGACGAUAACUCAUGAAAGGCUUGACAGAUUUGAUUUUUUUUUGGUACACAGGUGUAGCAUCAGAAGAUACAGGCCAAGUUCGAUUUUGGGGCUGGUGGGGCCAAGGUCAAGGUCACUGUUACUAAAAAAAGAAAAACGGUUUCCGGACGAUAACUCAUGAAAGGCUAGACGGAUUUGAACAAUUUUUGGUACAAAGGUGUAACAUCAGAAGAUACAGAUCAAGUUAGUGAGCUUGUCGGUUGGUCGGUCGGUCGGUCGGUUUUCAUGGUUUCCGGACGAUAACUCAUGAAAGGCUAGACAGAUUUAAAAAAAAAUGGUACACAGGUGUAACAUCAGAAGAUACAGGUCAAGUUCGAUAUUGCGGCUGGCGGGGCCAAGGUCAAGGUCAUUGUUACUAAAAAAGAAAAACUGUUUCAGGACGAUAACUCAUGAAAGGCUAAACGGAUUUGAACAAUUUUUGGUACACAGGUGUAGCAUCAGAAGAUACAGGCCAAGUUCGAUAUUGGGGCUGGUGGGGCCAAGGUUAUGGUCACUGUUACUAAAAAAAGAAAAACGGUUUCCGGACGAUAACUCAUGAAAGGCUAGACGGAUUUGAACAAUUUUUGGUACAAAGGUGUAACAUCAGAAGAUACAGGUCAAGUGCGAUAGAUCCUUCAAAAACUAAAUGAGCAAAUAUUUACCUUAAACGUAAUUGACACUUGAAAAGAUGAACAAACAAAACAAAUCCAGCAUGCUUCAUUUGAACCAGAUGCCAGUGGAAUACCAGCAGGACUUAAGUAUGGCAUAUUUGCCACAGUAGUGCUUACUACAAAUAUUGACCUGUCAGAUGGACUUGUUAAUUCGGCUACAGGAACAGUCCCGGGAUUUAUUCCCAGGUGGAUAAGGAUGCAUUCAAGCCCAAAUAUGUACUUGUAAAAUUUGAUGAUGAUCGUGUUGGAAGAAAAGCUCGUGAAUGCUCUAGAUGUCUUAUUCCAGAAUAGAUCAGCUAGAGCAUCAGCUAGUUUUUUCUUGUCAGCAGUGUAACUUCUAAAUUACUCAACAGAUUUAAAUAAAACAAUACAUGCAUGAUAAAAGAAGAUGCAGUGUGCAGUAACCUUGGAGUUAUGGCCUCUUUUCAAAGGAAUGGUUUUCCAUCCCUGUGUCCAGGCGGCAUUUGGGGGUAUUCGUCACUCCUGUGACAGCUCUAGUUAUAAUAAGCAUACACACAUGUACACGUUAAACAUUCAAGAAAAGAACUUUCAAUUAUUUGUAUAUAUUCUUCGACAAUCAAUCGUACAUGAGAAUAUCAUGUAUAACAAUUGCUUUAGUGUCUUGAAUUUCAUAACACCUAUAACAGUUAAAGUACACUUAUAAUAAACUUGCCUAACAUUUUGUUAUAAAAUCACUAAAAACAAUUAAAUUACCAAUGUUUGUAAAUGUAAAAUAUGUUUUUGAACAAAUAUUACGUACAUUGUAUAUAUACGAACCUUUUCACAUGUCAGAAUAAUUGCUUGGGUGAAUAUGUACCUUUAUUUUAUGACGCCAUCAUAAUAUUAAA
Mya arenaria is the source of this 4889-nucleotide messenger RNA. RefSeq names its product zinc finger protein 888-like. NCBI's taxonomy places the organism in Eukaryota, Metazoa, Mollusca, Bivalvia, Myida, Myidae. Bases 114 to 1409 code for a protein of 431 amino acids. The transcript has 2 exons. Gene Ontology annotation, molecular function: DNA-binding transcription factor activity; RNA polymerase II cis-regulatory region sequence-specific DNA binding. The record is from RefSeq and is a predicted model, not a curated record. Gene Ontology annotation, biological process: regulation of transcription by RNA polymerase II.